This is a messenger RNA of Microdochium trichocladiopsis, 322 nucleotides long. RefSeq lists its product as uncharacterized. The record is from RefSeq and is a predicted model, not a curated record. The transcript has a single exon. The coding region runs from base 20 to 298 and encodes 92 amino acids. NCBI's taxonomy places the organism in Eukaryota, Fungi, Ascomycota, Sordariomycetes, Xylariales, Microdochiaceae.
GCCCGCACGUCCCUUGCACAUGAGCCUGCUCGUGCUCAACCUUCUCGACCUUGCUGCUUGGCCAACUCUAAUCCACGCCUCUUGCUUCGCGUGGCCACUUAGACUUUUUCGGGCCCCGUCAUGUACAUUCCAGCGACCGCCGGAGAGUUUCCAUCCUCCUCCCAUGCCUGCGGACUACGCCGUCUCCUGUAAACUUUGCAAGUCAUGGAACAGUCGAUAUGCCCCGACGAGACACGGCCGGGUCGAUCUGCUGGAGCACUUCUUCCAACGCCUGGAGGAUCACUUCGCUGCUCCGUGAUCGACAGGAAAACCCGCAGGCACC